Mycena citricolor is the source of this 4155-nucleotide messenger RNA. The record is from the annotation of a GenBank genome assembly. NCBI's taxonomy places the organism in Eukaryota, Fungi, Basidiomycota, Agaricomycetes, Agaricales, Mycenaceae.
AUGUCCGCUGCGACACAAGCAAUCAACUCAACGCUAUCCCUCGCCGAGCGACGCGCCGCCAUCAACGCAUCUAUCGCAUGGCACUACUCCCAAAUCGCAGACCUGAAAGCCCAAGUGAACGAUCUGAACCCGGUCAACAAGCUGCACGAUGACGUCCUGAGGAGGAUCUUCCACGAGGUAGCGUUCAUGGACGGAGAACCCGCACGUCUCUCGUGGGCCCAGGCGAUGUAUGUGUGUCGGCGGUGGCACCGGCUCUUGCUCGUCGACCAAGUCCUAUGGGGCCACAUCCGCCUCGACGUGAGCUCGUACAGGCCCCGUCGCGAUCGAUUGAAGAACCAGCUGAGGCUCUCGGGUGGGGCGCCGCUGUUCUUACACGUCCAGUCGUUCUCGGAGGAGCGGCUGGCCUGGGUGAGCGAGCUGCUCUCAGAGCAUGCAGGGAGAUUGCGGGAACUGGUGCUCAGGGUGCCCCUGUCGAACUCGUUGGAAGUCCUCGGGGCGCUGCGGGCGGAUGCGCUGCUGCUGAUGCGCAGGUUGCAUGUGGACGCAUUGAAAUCCAUCGCCGACGAGGCCACUACGAAGGUGGUGAUACCCACAGCGUUUUUCGAUGGGCGGGUGCCGGCGCUUACAGAUCUCAAUUUGCGCAAAAUAGAUGUCGACUGGUCGUCUCUCCGCGGACUCACUCACCUCCACCUGUCCGAUCUCACAGACCAACCUUUCUCCACGCUGUUGUCGGUGCUGGUCGCUUGCCCAGCCAUGGUCACUCUCCACCUCGACGUUCGCUUCAUUGACGGCGCCGGAGAUCAGCCCCUCGUCCAUCUCCCGUAUCUCGAAUCUAUGUGGCUGCGCGAGCAUGUGUCCACCUGUGCUCGAGUCCUACGGAACAUCACCAUUCCGGCUACUACUCGUCUCCAGUUUCUCUCCGGUGGAAUAUCAGGCGGAACUGACGCGUCGGACCUGCUCACUGAGAUUCGGCGCCACACUCGCAGCUCGUCCGCUUCCCCACUGCAGACACUGAAGAUCCAAUCCAUGGGGGAUCCGCGCGAGUAUCUCAUGAUGACGCUCUACACACAAACCGAGCUCCCCGAACUCUUUGGCAACGAACACAGCCAAAUCUCGAUCAACUCUCACCCAUCUAGCGAAUCGGCGGCGCGACAAAUCGUCAAACACUUCUUGAAAGCGGUCCCGACCGGAAACAUCCUGUCGCUUGAUGGGCGGAUGGGCCCGUCGAUUCAGCCCAAGACGUGGGUCACCAUCAUCAAAGAGCUUCCCAAUCUGCAGUCCAUCUCGGUGUUUGCUGAUGCCACGACGACGCACCUCUGUGCCGCAAUCCGGUUGCUCAGUGCCUCGGGUGGCACCGGCCGGGUCCCCAGCACGUUACGUCGGAUCCAGAUCUCGAUUCAGUGCAACUCGGAGAGGGAACGGCAGAAUGCCGAGAUACGCGCGGCCGUCGAGUCGCUCAAGGCCAUGCUGGCAGAACUAUACGCGCGCGGCUGUCCGCUGCGUGAGCUGCAACUCGACCAAUUGCGCGGCGUAUUCUUCCCGUUAUCCCGUGCCGAAUGGGAGGAGCUGUGCGGGAUGGUGGGGACGUUGAUCCGGGACGGUCAACCCUGGGAUGCGCUUGCGGAGAAGCGGAAGCUCGCGAGGCUCGUCGCGGAGCGGGAGAAGUUCAUGGCAGAACUGGACCGGGAAAUUGCUGCUGGGGACUUUGAAGAUGACAGCCCGUGAUCGAGAGAGAGCGUUCAAGUGCGAGACGCCUUGCAAUUGGGAUCAAAGGGUAAUGAGGGACGCAGAGAUCGGUCCACUUUCACACACAUUGUAGGCUACCGGAGAGCAUUUGACAUCGCUGGAAAUGGGAAAGACCUACCACGCCGAAAUGCCUGAGCAAUAUCUGAGUUCCACGGUGAUGAUCGCGUCCUUUCUUUGGAGGAGAUUUUGUGCGGAUGAUAUGAUGGUAUAACAUCUGAGAAAUGUGCAGACAGCUCGCGAGUAGCUGUGAGAGGCAGAUCAAGAUAUCUCCCAAAGACAAUUCCCCAUCCUGACCCUAACCUUUCCGAGGCGCGUCAGUUGGUGUCGCUGCUACGCACAACUCGAUCUUCACUGUGUGGUCACAAUCCUCUCUUCGAUGCUGUGAGGUGCUCGGAAGCCAUCAAUGAAACCAACGUUAUCUUACCUGCCGGAAGACAUCAUAUGUCUUAUUGCACACAUCUUCAUCAGCAGUGAGCCCGCGCGCGGAUGGAAGGUAUGGGGCGAAGAACAGAACGCAUAUCGCUCGCUGUUUCCGCUUUCCGAGACCUGCAAGCGACUGCGCGAAAACCUCAAGCCGCUCCUGUUCAGAAUAAUCCACAACUGGAACGUAGAUGGGAAGACGGUAUGGCCGAGAGCCAUCUGGCCGCAUGCGGUAGAGGUGAACCUCCGAGACCAUGUUGUGCGGGACCUCAGAGUCCUACAACUCACUGGCGAGGUCUACGCCGCGCUCUCCCACAUGCCUCUGUUGACGACAGUGAUUCUACGGUACAAUGCGUCAGUGCCCUCGGACGCGCUGCGAUGCGUCGGUGCUCUCUCAUGUCUGACCUCCCUUGAGAUUCACCAAGCACGUCUCGACGGACCUGUCCCCUCGUCUCUCGACUUCCCGUCGCUGCAGAGGCUGCUCGUGUCCGUAUCCGGGUUCCGAGGGAUCGUGCGAGCAAGCGACAUCGACCGCGUAGCUGAGCGAGCGCACGUUGGGAGCUUGCUGCGCUGUGUUUCAGCCAGAUUGUGUUUCCUCCACGUCUCGGGCGACCUGCUGCCCGACGACUUUGACGACAUUCGAUGGCCACGCCUGCAGACUCUGAUCAUUUCUGAGCACACCCCCGCCACGUACUUGCCGGUGCCGGCGUUGAUAGCCCAGAUGCCGCAGCUUCAGAAGCUGGAGCUUCUGUAUGCCGCGGACAUGGCCCGCACCUCGGACGAGCUCCACCCGCCGUUCAUAUACGGUGAUCCUGUCGACAAGACGUUGACUUCCGCCUUGCCUUUCCUGACCUCCCUUUCGUUGUCGAAUCUCGCUGCGGACGACCCCAUCUUCUCCCAGCUUCCCUUGUCACUUACUGGUCUUCAUGUCCACGCGCGGAGAGAUCCAUACUACGGCGAACCGCGCGACUUUUGGGAUCGAGGCGAGACCGCACUCUCUAAUGCUGAGGCCAUGGCGAUUAUCGAUCGAGUGUUACACUUUUCAGAUCUUGAGGAGCUCACCAUCGUGUUGCGCGAAUUCCCGACAGCGCGACUGCUCGAAGUCAUUGCUACACACUUUCCACAGCUAUCCUUUCUGGAGGCUUCUCAUGCGACGUACCGGCUCCCCAGGGAUGGGCGACACCAAGAACUGUGGGAUGCAAAAGAUCCUGCUAAGCUUGCGGCGUUGGGUCGUUUGAAGCAUCUCCGUACUCUCAAGUUGUCACUUGACCUUCUUCGCAAUCACUUUGAAGAUGAAGUUCGUUACCGUCCCCUCGUCAAAUGGAUCUUUACUGGGAUUCCGUGGCUCAAAGAGUUGCAACUGACGCAAAUUUACUACGGUGCUUGGUUACCCUGGCAUAACCCCGACACCAAUUACUGGCACAAGUAUGACCAUGAAUACGUGGCCCGUUCUUCAUUUCGAAUGCCACCACCACGUAUUAUCUCUGUUCCGCGAAUCCUGAGAUGAUCUCGGUCGAGGUCUGCCUUGAUCGCAUGUGUACAUUUAGCCACAUUCUUAGUCACAAGUAUCUAUCAUAACUCGAGUCGGCAUUCUAUCAUUCAUUGUGAACGAUGAGGUGGCGUUGAUCCGAGACGGUCGACCCUGGGAUGCGCUUGCGGAGAAGAGGAAGCUCGGACGGCUCGUCGCGGAGCGGCAGAAGUUGAUGGCAGAGCUGGACCGGGAAAUUGCUGCUGGGGGCUUUGAAGAUGACAGUCCGUGAUCGAGAGAGAGAGAGCGUUCGAGUGCGAGGUGCUCUGACAUUCCAGUUUCACAGGGAUCAGCGGCGGCUAGGCUUUGGGAGCCUUGUAUUUCGAUCACUGUCUGCUACCUACCCUAACGGCCGCUCCAAGUCAAACAGUUUCUCCAAGUUGGUUCGCCAAGUUGCGGUUACAGAUGAAAAUCGCUUCGAGCAUGAAUGCAUCUGAUGUACUACUGUACCGAGCUGCGCG